GGCUGGGAAGCGGCGCCAUAUUGGCGUCGGCCGCGCUGUAUUGUCAUAAAUAGAGCCGGUUUUGUGGUGUUUUCACUACUCGGUUGGAUGCCUCGGCCGUAGUAAGUGAGAAAGUGAGCGAGCAAGCGAGCUACAAGCGACCGGAGGAAAGUCGACAGGAGGAGAAGGGAAGAGCAAGAACUUGACUCCAGAGAGAACGAUACUCGCCGGUGAGGAAGACGCAGGAAGCGAUGAAAGAGAUGUCUGCAAACACCAUGCUGGACAGCCAGCGUCAACAAAAGCAUUAUGGAAUCACUUCUCCAAUUAGUUUGGCAUGUCCUAAAGAAAUUGAUCAUAUUUACACACAGAAAUUAAUUGAUGCCAUGAAACCCUUCGGAGUGUUUGAAGAUGAGGAAGAAUUGAACCACAGGCUUGUUGUUCUUGGUAAAUUGAACAAUUUAGUAAAAGAAUGGAUUUCUGAUGUCAGUGAGAGUAAGAAUCUCCCACCUUCUGUUGUGGCUACUGUUGGUGGUAAAAUUUUCACGUUUGGCUCCUAUAGGCUUGGAGUACACACGAAAGGAGCUGACAUUGAUGCACUUUGUGUAGCUCCAAGACAUGUGGAGAGAUCUGAUUUUUUUCAGUCUUUUUUUGAAAAAUUGAAACAUCAAGAUGGCAUUAGAAACUUAAGAGCUGUAGAAGAUGCCUUUGUACCUGUCAUAAAAUUUGAAUUUGAUGGAAUUGAAGUAAGUGUUUAAUAUUUUUUCUGACUUUGCA
Molecule: messenger RNA, 753 nt
Organism: Leptonychotes weddellii (Weddell seal)
Lineage: Eukaryota; Metazoa; Chordata; Mammalia; Carnivora; Phocidae
Source: RefSeq, a predicted model, not a curated record